CGCAAUUUUGGGCAGCGAUUGCGAUGGUUGCGCAUGUCAAUUCAGUGCGAGUGGGUUACUUGUUCACGUAAAUCUCGGUGUGCGGUGUUUUUGCCACUCAUUUCAUGAUUCGAUCGAAUUUCCAUUUUCUUUCAUGUUUUCGGUUCUCCAAGUGUCAUCGUAUCAGCAUACUACGUUCUGAUUUUUAAGUAAACAGAAGGAUGCGGUUAACUGGCUAUUUGUCGAGUAGAUAACAAUAAUUUACAUUAGCAAUACGGGAUGCCGGCAUCUACUUUGGAUCCUGUUAAUGCGGCGCUUCGCACUGCGCUAUCAAAAAGUGCAUCUAACAAUUUAGACACUCAGCUGGCUGGUUCAUCAAAAAAGGCUCUCUUGUCAGAUAUACAAUUUGAAUCUGCAGGAAGCUAUCAAAAUUCAAUUUUAGACAAACUUAAAUCAAAGUACAUUGUGCUAAAAUCAAGUGAAACACAAGGAAACAACAGCUCACAAAAUAAAAGUAAACAAGAAAAUAGUAUGGGUGCAGAUGAGAGUUUAAUAGCUCAAUAUGAAUUAUUCCCAUUAAAAAAUGUUCAGCUCGGAUGGAAUAACACAAAUUGGUCAGUUGGUGCUGGCAUGGUAAACAUGGGCAACACUUGUUAUCUUAACUCUACGCUUCAAGCACUUUUUCAUGUACCUGCACUAGUAAAUUGGUUGAUUUCUGAUAGACAACAUGUGAACCAAUGUGAAGAUCUAGGAGGAGGGAUGUGCAUAAUUUGUGCGAUGAGAAAAACGUUGCAAGAUUCUCAACAGCAUAACGUAAAUUCGUUCCGUCCAUUUUUAAUUUAUAAUAAACUGAAGGUGGUGUGUAGAAAUCUUAUACCAGGUCGACAAGAAGACGCACAUGAGUUUCUAAGAUACCUCGUUGAAGCUAUGGAAAAGGCUUAUCUGAACCGGUUCAAAAAUCAUUCAGAAUUUGAUUCCCGAACGAAAGAAACAACUCCACUUAAUCAAAUAUUAGGUGGUUAUCUUCGAUCUACAGUUAGAUGUUUAGAAUGUGGACAUGUUAGUACAACAUUUCAGCAUUUCCAGGACCUGCUUCUCGAUAUUAGAAAAGCUCAGACCCUUGAGGAAGCUCUAGACGCAUAUUUUUCCCGCGAAACGCUGGACGACGAGUCUUAUCAAUGCGAAGCUUGCCAGAAAAAGGUUCCUGCCACAAAGCAGUUUUUCGUCGAACGGGCGCCAAUGGUACUUUGCAUCCAAUUAAAACGCUUCUCCGUCAGCAACAACAAGAUAACAAAACAUGUGCAGUUUCGUCAACGACUUGAACUUACAAAAUAUAUGAGACGAAAACCACAGAAUUCAUUAAUGUAUAGAUUGGUCGCAAUGGUAACGCACAUGGGCCCUACAGUCUCUUGUGGCCACUACACUGCAGUAGCACAGGCACCUUCUGGAAACUUUUACCAAUUUGAUGAUAGCAUGGUAAGACCGAUAUCACACCAAGCUGUUUUCAGUACAAAUGCCUACAUAAUGCUGUAUGAAUUGGAACCACAGUCAAACAAUUUUAAAAAAAGCAUUGUAUCGCCGACAAGUAGCGUCUCGUCUAACGCGGACUCAGAAUUGGCGCUUUGUAACAACGCCAAAUCGAUUCAAUUGAACGGCAACGCCAAUAGAGUAUAUGGUCCCGAACUACCCCCAAAAAAUCCAGAGAUUAAAUCCGCAAUACCGUUACCGCCACCUGAACAAAAACCACAACAGAACGGUAAAUGCCCGUCCGUGGUUAUUACAAACGGUAACGGUAAGGCGUUGUUACAUUCGGCCUCGUCAUCCGCGUCCUCCUCCUCAAGUGAUAGUGAACUCGAACAGCAUACAGACAAACAAAAACAAAUACAUCAACCACAACCACCCAAUAGUGGCGUCCUUACAUUAAAAAUGCCCACCAAUAACAAUAUGAACAAUACGGCUGCUAACUCUAACAAAUGUAGAACUGAUAAUUCAAUAAUAGCCGACAAAAAGGAAACAGAUAAUAGAAAACAAUUAACGCCGGAAAAGAAAACCCAAGUUAAUAAGGGCAACGAUUCAAAAGUGACUACUACAAAGCAGUUAGUUCCGUACGACAUGGACGAUUCUUCGAGUUGUUCUGAAGAGAACAACGCGUCGACUAUGAAUACGGUGACAACUGUUCAAAAGGUACAGGAACCUCCUCGGAUAACGACCAAGGCGGCUGGGGGUGAGUGGAAGGUGUCGUCAUCGACGCGGGACGACACGGGGCCCUCGUCCGAGGGCAAGAGUUGGGAUAGGCGACGGGCAAACGUAGUUAACGAUCUGCUGCGCAUGUCACAUGCGGGUUACUCCUCUCCAGUCGUCACUUGGAACGGGACGCGGUCCCAACUUGAUCGCGCGGUCAACGAAGAGAAACAACGGGAAGAGAGAAAAAGACCAAUGCUUGACGAUGACGUUGAUCAGGGUCGUGUCAAGUGUGUGAAAUUGAAUAAUAAUAAUAAUAAUAAUGGUAACCACAAAGCGAAUAAUCUCGGAUACAAUCCCUUACAAGUUUACCACAAUUUGAAAAAUUGGGGUCAGCAGAAUAAUAACAACAACAACAACAACCACUACAACAGGCAUUUCUACAACGGUAACAACAGGCAUCGGAACGGGAAUCACCGGAACUUCCAUAGAAAUAAGAACUUUCAUAAAAAUAACUACCGUUACAGGCAGUAAGUUAAAGUUUAGUUUUCGCGCGCUUUUUUUCGCGUGACCGUGUGUACGUGUGUGUAUGUAAAUGUGCUCAAGCGGCUACAUUUAGAUUUAUUUUGUAUGAUAAUAAAUAUAGAAAAAACUGUGUUCUUGUAAAUAAUUGUAAUUGCAGUUUUAUAUUUCUGUAAUGUAUGGUUUUUGAAAAUGGCAUUAUGAUCAUUAUAAUUACGAUGAGAUGAUUACGGUGGUGUUAGUACAAUAUGAAGAAGUGGCUUUUUUCGAGUAUUUCUUUUUAGUGAUAUGUAAUAAAUUAAUUACACAUAGUUUUUAAACAUUACGUAAGAUGAGUGUUAGUUUUAACUUAUUAUUGAUUACAUUACCGAAAAUAUGUACAUUAUUGACCCCUCACCUUCAUUACAAUUACUUUUUUUAUAUA
Molecule: messenger RNA, 3106 nt
Organism: Agrilus planipennis (emerald ash borer)
Lineage: Eukaryota; Metazoa; Arthropoda; Insecta; Coleoptera; Buprestidae
Gene: scny
Product: ubiquitin carboxyl-terminal hydrolase 36
Exons: 7
Coding region: 259-2694 (811 amino acids)
Biological process (GO): regulation of apoptotic process; protein deubiquitination
Cellular component (GO): nucleus; cytosol
Molecular function (GO): cysteine-type deubiquitinase activity; cysteine-type endopeptidase activity
Source: RefSeq, a predicted model, not a curated record